AUGCGAGCCCCAAAACUCUUGAGGGAUGGGGAACUGGCUUUGACUCAUCUACUGUCGCCCUUUAGGUCAAAACCCAGAACAUUCUACCAUCGUCACACUUCUCCUCCCCCACAUCGAAGUGCCUUACCUGCAACCACCAUCCCACCACUUUUCAGAAUGAGUUCAAAUUUACGAGGCAGUCCAGAGUGGACUGCAAAAUUUGUGCGGGAUACAUUUAUUCAAUAUUUCCAGAAAAAUGGACAUACUUUUGUCCCCUCAUCUCCUGUGGCUCCUCUUUCGGACCCAACAUUGCUCUUUACAAAUGCUGGAAUGAACCAGUUCAAGUCGAUUUUUCUAGGCACUGUGGAUCCACAUUCUGACUUUGCCAACUUGAAGAGCGCAGUCAACUCGCAAAAGUGCAUUCGUGCCGGUGGUAAGCAUAAUGAUUUGGACGAUGUGGGAAAAGACAGUUAUCAUCAUACCUUCUUUGAGAUGCUUGGUAACUGGAGUUUUGGUGACUAUUUCAAGGAAGAAGCGAUUACUUACACCUGGGAGCUUCUGACAAAGAUAUAUGGGUUGGAUCCCCAGCGUCUCUAUGUUACCUAUUUUGAAGGGAAUAGAGACGGUGGCCUUGAACCUGACUUAGAGGCAAAGGAGCUAUGGAAAGCAGUGGGUGUUCCAGAGGAUCAUAUUCUUCCCGGGAAUAUGAAAGAUAAUUUCUGGGAAAUGGGUGAUCAGGGCCCCUGUGGACCUUGUAGCGAAGUUCAUUAUGACAGAAUUGGUGGGCGCAAUGCUUCCUACCUUGUCAACCAGGACGACCCCAAUGUUCUUGAGAUCUGGAACAACGUCUUUAUUCAGUAUAACCGUGAGUCGGAUCGGUCCUUAAAGCCUCUUCCAAACAAGCAUGUCGACACCGGCAUGGGCUUUGAGCGCUUGGUCUCCGUGCUCCAAAACAAGUCAUCAAAUUAUGACACCGAUGUGUUCUCUCCGUUAUUCCAAACCAUCAAGAACAUCACCGGAGCACGGCAGUAUCAGGGACGAUUUGGUACCGAUGACUCGGACGGCAUCGACACGGCUUAUCGGGUCGUGGCAGAUCAUGUCCGAACCCUGACAUUUGCCAUCUCAGACGGCGUCACACCGAAUAGCGAAGGUCGCGGUUAUGUGGUUCGUCGGGUGCUUCGGAGGGGUGUCCGAUAUGCCAGGAAAUACUUUGGGGUUGAUAUUGGCAACUUCUUCUCUAAAAUUGUUCCGACCCUUGUGGAUCAGAUGGGCGACAUGUUUCCUGAACUGAAACGUAAACAGCGCGAUGUCAUGGAAAUACUUGAUGAGGAAGAAGUCUCAUUUGCGAAAACCCUUGAUCGUGGUGAACGGCAAUUUGAGUAUUAUGCCCAGCAAGCUAAAAUGAAGGGAGAUGACAGACUCCAUGGUGCUGACGUUUGGAGACUGUAUGACACAUUUGGCUUCCCUGUCGACUUAACCCGCCUUAUGGCAGAGGAACGUGGGUUGCGAAUUGAUGACCUUGAGUUCGAAGAAGCUCGAUCAAGAGCUAAAGAGGCAAGCAAAGGACAGAAGAAAGCUGCCGCCGACACCGUUAAACUGGAUGUCCAUGAUCUUGGAAAACUGGAGAAGAUGAAUGACGUUCCUAAGACGAAUGACAUUGCCAAGUUUAGUAUGGGGAAUAUAUCUGCUCAGGUUAAGGCGAUCUACUAUGGAAAAUCCUUCCACUCUUCCACUGAGCAGAUACCUGAUGGGGACCAGCUUGGGCUUAUUCUUGACCGUACGAAUUUCUACGCUGAACAAGGCGGUCAGGAAAAUGAUACCGGUAGGAUUGUCAUUGAUGGGCAGGCUGAGCUUGAAGUUGGUGAUGUUCAACUUUAUGCGGGGUAUGUCCUUCAUACGGGUUUCAUCAAGUAUGGCUCUCUCUCCGUUGGCGACGAGGUGAUUUGUGAAUAUGAUGAACUUCGCCGGUGGCCUAUCAGGAAUAACCACACAGGGACGCACAUUCUCAACUUUGCCCUCAAAGAGGUCUUGGGAGAUGGUGUAGAGCAGAAAGGAUCCCUUGUUGCUGCCGAGAAGCUCAGGUUUGAUUUCUCUCACAAGUCUCCAGUCACAGAUAAAGAGCUGGAAAAGAUUGAGGAAAUAUCGACCGAGUACAUUCGUCAAAAUUGCGCCGUCUACUCUCAAGAGAUUCCCCUCGCAACGGCUCGACAGAUCUCCGGAGUUAGGGCUGUUUUCGGGGAGACAUAUCCGGAUCCUGUUCGUGUUGUGUCUGUGGGUGUGGAGUUGGAGGAGAUCCUUAAGAACAUUAAGGAUCCACGCUGGGAAAAGGUCAGCAUCGAGUUCUGCGGCGGAACUCAUGUGCAGAAAACAGGUGACAUCAAGGACCUUGUCAUCCUAGAAGAAGGCGGCAUCGCCAAAGGCAUUCGCAGAAUAAUUGCGGUUACUGGGGAGGAUGCUCACGAAGUGCAGCGUGUAGCUCUAGGAUUCGAGAAGCGCUUGGAUCGCCUUGAAGCAAUGGCUCUGGGCCCAGAGAAAGAAAAGGACGCUAAGCAUAUACAAGUCGAGCUUAGCCAGUUGUUAAUCUCUGCCGUUCAAAAAUCUAAGUUCCGGGAACGUUUUGCUAGUAUCAAUAAGCAAAUUAUCGAUGCACAAAAGGCGCAACAGAAGCUUGAAUCGAAGAAGGCUCUCGAGGCAAUAACUUCCUACUUCCAGGACCCGGAAAACCAAGAUAAAUCAUGGCUUGUUGCCAAGCUUCCAAUCUCGGCGAAUGCAAAAGCUGUUAGUGAAUCUUUAAACCACGUCAAGUCGAAGCUGCAAAACAAAACGGUUUAUGUUCUGGCCGCGGACUCCGAGCAGGGUCGUGUCGCUCACGGCUGCUAUGUGUCAAAGGAAAUAAGCGAUCAAGGAGCUUCUGCUAGCGAGUGGGCAGCUAUUGUUUCUACCGUAGUUGGUGGAAAGGCUGGUGGCAAAGGCCCUACAUCUAUCGGCAAUGGUACUAACCCGGACAAAACCGACGAAGCUAUUGCUCUGGCCUCAGAUUACCUUAGCAAGUUCAAGCUUUAA
Aspergillus alliaceus is the source of this 3042-nucleotide messenger RNA. Its product is annotated as alanine--tRNA ligase. The coding region runs from base 1 to 3042 and encodes 1013 amino acids. The transcript has 6 exons. The record is from RefSeq and is a predicted model, not a curated record. Lineage: Eukaryota; Fungi; Ascomycota; Eurotiomycetes; Eurotiales; Aspergillaceae. Gene Ontology annotation, molecular function: aminoacyl-tRNA deacylase activity; amino acid binding; alanine-tRNA ligase activity. Gene Ontology annotation, biological process: tRNA modification; alanyl-tRNA aminoacylation. Gene Ontology annotation, cellular component: cytoplasm; mitochondrion.